This is a messenger RNA of Globicephala melas (long-finned pilot whale), 1289 nucleotides long. RefSeq names its product inhibin subunit beta E (gene INHBE). Gene Ontology annotation, cellular component: extracellular region. The record is from RefSeq and is a predicted model, not a curated record. NCBI's taxonomy places the organism in Eukaryota, Metazoa, Chordata, Mammalia, Artiodactyla, Delphinidae. Gene Ontology annotation, molecular function: growth factor activity; cytokine activity; hormone activity.
AUGGGACUCUCUGAUGUCCAGCUCCAGCUGGUGCUGCUGUGGGCACUGGUGUGGGCACAGAGGGCAGGGUCUGUGUGUCCCUCCUGUGGAGGCCCCACACUGGCACCCCAAGCAGAAAGAGCUCUGGUCCUUGAGCUAGCCAAGCAGCAGAUCCUCGAAGGGCUACACCUGACCGGUCGUCCCAUAAUAACUCAUCCUCUACCCCAGGCAGUGCUGACCAGAGCCCUCCGGAGACUGCAGCGGGGAAGUGUGGUUCCAGCGAAUGGGGAGCAGGUCAUCAGCUUUGCUGCCAUCACAGACUCCUCCACCUCCACCUGCAGCUCCACGCUCACCUUCUACCUGUCCACGCCUCGGUCCCACCACCUGUACCACGCUCGCCUCUGGCUGCACGUGCUUCCCACCCUUCCUGGCACUCUUUCCUUGAGGAUUUUCCGAUGGGGCCCUAGGAGGAGACGCCGAGGGUCCCACGUCCUCCUGGCUGAGCACCAACUGACGGCCCCGGGCUGGCACGCCCUGACUCUGCCCUCUAGUGGCUUGAGGCAUGAGGAGUCUGGUGUCUUGAAACUCCAACUGGACUGCAGACCGCUAGAAGGCAACAGCACAGCUGCCCCCCAAACUCAGCAGCUCCUGGACACAGCGGGAGAGCAGCGGCCCUUCCUGGAGCUGAAGACCCGGCCCAAAGAGCCUGGAGCAGGCCGGGCCAGGAGGAGGACCCCCAGCUGUGAGCCUGAGACCCCCUUAUGCUGUAGGCGAGACCAUUAUGUAGACUUCCAGGAACUGGGAUGGCGGGACUGGAUCCUGCAGCCUGAGGGGUACCAGCUGAAUUACUGCAGUGGGCAGUGUCCCCCGCACCUGGCUGGCAGCCCAGGCAUUGCUGCCUCCUUCCAUUCUGCUGUCUUCAGCCUCCUCAAGGCCAACAACCCUUGGCCCUUGGGUACUUCCUGUUGUGUCCCUACUGCCCGAAGGCCUCUCUCUCUCCUCUACCUUGACCGUGAUGGCAACGUGGUCAAGACAGAUGUGCCAGAUAUGGUGGUAGAGGCCUGUGGCUGCAGCUAGCGAGAGGACCUGGGGGUUUGGAGUGAAGAGAUCAAACUAGGGGUUCCUAGGCAAAGGGCAUCUGUGUCUGGAGGCAUCAGAUUCCUGACCCAUACCUUCAUCCAGUGGGUCACCUGGCAAUAUGAAUGGGUUGACCCCUCUGGGACCCAAAUGGGCACUUUCUUGUCCAAACUCUGGCACAUCCCAGGCUGGUUGAUGUGUGGGGAGAUGGGGAAAGUGUGUCCUCUAAAGGA